This is a messenger RNA of Mercenaria mercenaria, 4619 nucleotides long. RefSeq lists its product as uncharacterized. Gene Ontology annotation, biological process: DNA integration. Bases 605 to 2008 code for a protein of 467 amino acids. The transcript has 12 exons. The record is from RefSeq and is a predicted model, not a curated record. Gene Ontology annotation, molecular function: nucleic acid binding. NCBI's taxonomy places the organism in Eukaryota, Metazoa, Mollusca, Bivalvia, Venerida, Veneridae.
GCAAACACACUGACGUCAUGAUAUUUUGACGUCAUAAUUAGCCGCACGCUUUGAUGUUCAUGAUCAAAGAUGGAGGAUCAAUCUCCCGACACCUUUCGGCUAACAGUAAAAAAAAAGAAAACCAGUGACAAAAGACCCAAACCCUGAAUGGUUCUGGGCUGAAUUUGAUCUAAUUACUACAGUAGCCGAAAAGAAAUCCAGCAAUCCCAAAUGGGGACCAAAGAAACUGUCAGAGUUAACAGACUGUAAUGAAAGGAAAAUAAAACAAAUCCUAGAGAAGUAUUUUUAUGAUAAAGAUGAAAAUAAACUUUAUCGAAAAAGCCAAGACAACACUGAAAGCCAUAGGCAAUGUGUUAGAAAACCGCAGUUGAUAAGUUUGCUGCAGAAGAAUCACGAAAUAGACCACAGGAAACCUGACGCCGUAUAUGAAAGCUUGCGGAGGCACAUAUUUCCGGUACAGAGGGAACACGUUAAGACAAUUUUCAAGACGGAGAUAAAAUGCCACCAGUGUAACUGUGCUGCAGAUUUACCGAAGACAACAAGAUCCAGAAGACCUAUACCAGCGACAUACCCAAACAGCAGAUGGCAAAUUGACUUGAAGAAGAUGCCUGCCUGUAGAGGUUACAACUAUGUUUUAAACAUAGUAGACUGCUACUCGAGAUUUGGGUUUGGCAAAGCUUUGAAGAGCAAGACAUCAAAAGAAGUUGCCGAGGCCGUAAUCAGCUUUAUAUACAUGUACGGAGCUCCUCGAAUAGUUCAGUCAGAUAAUGGUAGAGAGUUUAAAAACUCUGAUCUGGCUGAUGUUGUGAUGGAGUUUGAAGCAAUACAGAUGCAUGGAAGACCCUACCAUCCACAGUCUCAAGGAAGAGUAGAACGGUUCAAUAGAACAAUGACUGAUUACUUCAGGCAUAAGAUGGUCGAUGAGAGGAACUGGGUUUCACAGUUACCCGAAUUUUACUACAGUUACAAUAACAGAAUACACAGAUCUACUAGGCCUUCAACACCGUACCAAAAGUUUUUUAAAAGGCCAAAUUUUGCUGCACCCGUAGAUGAUAAGGUUCCCUAUGCAUCUCUCACAGCAGAAGAGAAGGAAUUCUUAAAAACGGCGCAUUUAGACGUAGAAGGCGAUACAGAGGAUAUUCAUCAUGAUGACGUGGUCGAUAAUGUGUUUGUUGCAACAAAGGCUUUAUCUGAUAUGGAAGAAGCAUAUGGAGAGGUGGCGGAGGCCGGUACUAACAGCGAAGAAGAAAUUAGGUACACAGUUUUUGUCGAGAGCGAAAUUAGUAUGCAUCCGGUGACUGAACAGAACAUAACUGGAAGUCAAAGGUCAGACGGUAUUAAAUACAACUGGACACCAAUUUCAAUGCCAGCACUAACACCUGUGCAUCUAACACCUAACGCAAAUUGCUCAGAAAAAACAGUAAAGCAGAUAUAUGACAGAGAGUCGCCGAUACCACAGACUGAAACAUCCCGAGGAGAACAAAGAGACAUUGUGGUAUAUGAUAGCGAGGCGCCUAUCCCACUGGCAACAGGAACACCAGAGGAAAGAAAUUUUAUCGGAGUGAAAGAAGAUGUCGAGCCAAGGGAAUUUGAAGUGGAUACGCCACAGGGAUCAGAUCUAAAUCUAACAGUUAAUGAAUACAUUGAAAAAUGGAGGAAGCGCAAAUCUGUGGAAAAUGAAGAAAACGCUGGAAAUGAAUCAGAGAGGAAAAGAUCUAAUAACAGUCGCGUUGACAGGAAGGAGCUACAUAGAAAAAUGUUUCCUCUGGAACAGUUUAAUGAAAACCUGCUACAUGACGACAUGUAUUGCCCGAAUGCAGGGGAAAGUGUGUAUUACCGAUUGAAUCCUGCCCUCAGUGCCGGGACAAGUUGUUUCAAUACUGGAUUUUAUCGUCCUGGAAAAUGUGUUGGUGUCAAAUACACUGACACAGGUAGGCUUUACAGAAUUUAUGAUGACAGGAAUGGAACAGAGCACACACUCAACAGGUUUCAAAUCAAACAAGCCUGAUUUGUACAUAACAUUGUCAAUAAAUAAAUAUAUUUUUAUGCCCCCAAAGGUGGGCAUAUUAAAAUCGCACUGUCCUUCCGUGCGUGCGUGCGUCCGGUUAAUUAUGUCUCCCACAACAUAGUGGUGUGGGAGACAUAUUGAUUUACUCCAGUCCGUGUGCCUGUGUGUGUGUGUCACAAAGCUUGUACACGCUCUAAGUCAAACAUUUCUCAUCCGAUUUUCACCAAACUUAAAACUUGUUUGACCAUAAGACCUCGGCCAAGUUCGAUAACUAGCCAAAUCGGUCCUAGCAUUUUGGAGUUACGACCCUUGAAUUACUGAAAAAUCAGCCAUUUUACUCUUGUCCACAUUCUAAGUCGCACAUUUCUCAUUCGAUCUUCACUAAACUUGAACAAAAUGUCUUUGACUAUGAGACCUCGGUCGGGUGUGAUAACUAGUCAAAUAGGUUCAGGCAUUUUGGAGUUACGGUCCUUGAAUUACCGAAAAACCCGCCUUUUUACUCUUGUCCGCUCACUAAGUCGAACAUUUCUCAUCCGGUCUUCACCAAACUUGAACAAAAUGUGUUUGGGCAUAAGACCUUAGCCAAGUUCGAUAACAAGCCAAAUACGCCAAAGCACUUUUAAUUUAUGGAUCUAUAGGGGAAGUUGUGGGAGACAUGCGCUUUUCUCAAAAGCAUCUCUAGUUCUUGUCCGGGCUGUAACUCCAUGAAUGGAUUUUCAUAUAACUUUGCAAAAAUGUUUACCAUAAUGAGACGACGUGUCAUGCGCAAGAUCCAGACCCGUAGCUACAAGGUCAAGGUCACAUUGAGAAGCAAAAGUUUUUUUAUCUGGUUCAUAACUCUGCCAUUUAUAAAGGGAUAUGAAAAUAAUUUUAAACAAAUAUUAACCAUAUUGAGAAUGUCUGUCACGCUUAUGAACCGGGUCUCUUAGGUCAAGGUCACGAAAUGAUGUAUGAUUUUUUACGCAUACAGCUGUAUCAUUCUUUGGCGUGCUUUUUGGGCAUUUGUCAUCAAUAGUGACAACUCUUGUUCAAGACUGAAGUGGACAUAGUUAUUUCGAAAUAAUUUAUAGCAAAAGAGUGUUUUAACACUAUUUAUACACGAUGGAUGGUACUACGUCGGGCGUAAUAAUUUUCACGAUGGCGCAGCCCGAGUGAGAUUAAAUGUACGAUGUAUUACCGACCAAGUGUAUAAAUAAUGUUAAAACAUGAUUUUGCUAUGCAUUACUUAGAUUCUAAUAUACCCUUAUUUUUAACAGGAGAUAAAAUAUAGAAGCGUUCAUUUUUAGUCGCAACAAAAACACUGACGUGAUCGCACGUUAACGUAACGUCAUUCUGGCGUACGUAUGUUUUAACAGAGACAAUCUUAUUAGAAUUAAGAAAUAAUUUAUAGAAAAAUAGUGCUUUAUCUCUACUAAUACACGAUGAGCGGUUAACGUCGGGCGUAAUAAUUUCCCGGGUGUACAGUGACAAAGCACUGUUUUGUUAUAAAUUAUUUUGAUUCUCAUAUUGUAAAAUUUAUAUUAAAAAAUGACAAUGUUUCUUCACGCAAGCAUGGCGCCAGUAGAAGGUAUUUGUUAAAACACGCCAGGACCGGAAACGGUAAUACGUCUUGCGGCAGAAUUCAGUUCGAGCGAAAAUUAUUGCGAAUUAUUCAGCAAUGCGAAUAACUAAUUUAGUAUGUGUAUAAAUUAAUCAAAACAUUUUAGUAAGUGUAUAAAUUAAUCAAAACAUUUGUGCAAUGUGACAUUUCGUCUAAAACAUGUUAUUUAGUAAAAUUCGUGAAAUUUGAAAGGACUAUUUCUUGAUGCGUACUAAAUAUCACGUUGGCGUGAUGUCAACAUAACAUCGUUGUGAUGAUUAAAGCAUUGUUAGCCAUAUUUGAAUGCAAAAUAUUGCAUUUAUUUAGCUGGUUGACAGUGUGUAGUGGUAUGUUUGAACACAUGAUCUUUCUAGUUAUUACGUUUUAACUUUCAGUAAUUUGCCUCAUAUGCAUGUUAUCGAUUUUGAAAAUUUUAUUCAUCAGAUUUCAGACGUUGUUGCCGUUUCUAAGCAGAUAUAUUUCCCUACAUCCGUACAUUUUUAAGAUAUGUCUAGGUGAUAUUUUGCAUGCUAAUGAAUAAAAAUCGUCAAUUCCAAGAAAUAAAUAUGGUGAUAAAUAGAGAAUAUUAGGUAAUUGUCUUUCUUAACGUAUUUCUAUCCACCAGUUUUGUUAAUGUAAUUGUCCACUUUUAUGUCAGUUUUUCGGCCAUUAAAAGCCCAGUUUCUCAGUUUUUACACAUCAUAUUGUUCUUUUUUUUAACAUUUCUUAAUACAAUAAUAGUAUAUGAUAGAAAUUUUAUGAUAUUUAUAGAAAUUAAUUCAAUCUCCAAUAAUUCUUUAAAAGAAUGGUCUUGCAUAUGAUUUUAUGUUUGUAUUAUAAUGUAAUUGUAUGAAGUACAUGUAUGCAAGAAUGAUACGUAAAUAAAGAUAUGUUCGUACUCACUUCUUCACCUGUUUACUCCCCUUUUAAAAGUGGGUCUCGAUUCAGUUUUUUAUAGAUAACCGUGAUUGUUAAACUUGCGUGAUUGUUUGCUUUUAGGAUAUUUUGUUUAGUACAAGUUAUCAUUCUUGA